Theobroma umbraticum is the source of this 1172-nucleotide messenger RNA. Lineage: Eukaryota; Viridiplantae; Streptophyta; Magnoliopsida; Malvales; Malvaceae. The record is from RefSeq and is a predicted model, not a curated record.
CAGAGAUUGCAAAUGCUGCGCAACAUGUCAGACAGUUAUGGUUCAUCCCAGCCUUCUAAGUAUCGUAAUGUUAGCUCUGUCUAUAUCAAUCUUUUCUCCAAAGGAAGUUUGCUCUUGGAUUGUGGAGAAGGAACUCUGGGACAACUGAAAAGAAGAUAUGGUGUAGAUGGUGCAGAUAAUGCUAUUAGAAAUCUCAAAUGCGUUUGGAUCUCUCAUAUUCAUGCUGAUCACCACACCGGUUUGGCAAGAGUGCUUGCUCUGAGACGUGAUUUAUUGAAGGGAGUGCCACAUGAACCAUUGCUGGUUAUAGGGCCACGACAGCUUAAGCGAUAUUUAGAUGCAUAUCAAAGACUUGAAGAUCUUGAUAUGCAGUUCCUUGACUGUGGGAGCACCACAGAAGCUUCAUGGGAUUCUUUUGAGAGCGAUAAAGAAUCAAAUAAUGAUGGAUCAUAUCCAGGAAGUCCAAGACAUUCAAAUGUCAACAAUGAAAGCAUGCAAGAUAUUAAUGGAACUUUGUUUGCUAGAGGAAGCCGCAUGCAGAGCUAUUGGAGGCUACCAGGCAGUCCAGUUGACCAUUCUGCAGCUUAUCCAUUCCUAAAGAACUUGAAGAAAGUGCUAGGAGAAGCAGGAUUAGAGGCUUUAAUUAGUUUUCCUGUCGUGCACUGUCCCCAGGCAUUUGGCAUUGUUUUGAAAGCUGCAGAGCGUGUCAACAGCGUUGGAAAAGUGAUCCCCGGGUGGAAGAUUGUGUACUCAGGUGACACUAGGCCCUGUCCAGAACUGGUAGAUGCAUCUCGUGGUGCAACAGUUCUCAUACAUGAGGCAACUUUUGAGGAUGGAUUGGUUGAGGAGGCCGUUGCAAGAAACCACAGCACAACCAAGGAAGCCAUUGAAGUGGGAAACUCUGCUGGUGCUUAUCGCAUCGUCUUAACCCAUUUCAGCCAAAGAUACCCGAAAAUUCCUGUAUUUGAUGAGACACACAUGCACAAGACAUGCAUUGCUUUUGACAUGAUGAGCAUUAACAUAGCAGAUUUGCCUGUGCUCCCGAAAGUGGUUCCAUACCUUAAAUUGCUUUUCAGAAACGAGAUGGCAGUUGAUGAGUCAGAUGAUGUUAUAGAUACUGUGGGUGUAGCUUCUUAACAACUAAUGAAUUAAUUGUUUUUGGAUGUUUUAAA